AUGGUGAGCAACCGCAGCUCGGCGCUCAAGAUCCUGGGCCUGGAUGAGGGCGCGAGCGACGACGAGGUCCGGGCGGCCUACAAGCGGCUGUCCAUCCAAUGGCACCCCGACAAGAACGCGGGCUCCCGGGAGUCUCACGCUAUGAUGCAGCAGAUCAACGCCGCAAAGGACCACAUCCAGCGGUCCGGCAGCCGUCCGGGGUACCCCGCGGGUCGCUACGACUACGUCGAUGACGAGGACGAGGAUGAGUACGAGGAUGCGGAUUACUAUGGGUCAGAUGACGAGGACGGCUACGAGGAGGGCGAGGACGAGUUCGGGCCGUUUGCGUUUGGCCGGAUGGACUUUGCCGCGUUCCUGCGCAUGUACAGCAGGUUCCAACAGGAGCGGGGCGACGACGAAGAGGACUAUGGCGGCGGCGGCGGCGGCGGGCGCGGCAGCUGCUACUGCCCCGACUGCAUCGCCCGACGCCGGGAGGUGAAGCAGCGCCGCCGCGCGUUCCAAAGCGAGGAGGUCCGCGCCGCGCGCGCCGCGCAGCGCGCGGAGGCGGCGGCGCGGAAGGAGGCGGAGGAAGCCGACCUGAAGCUGCAGCAGGAGGACCCCAAGAGCAGCGCCGCGUGGCGCGCAGGCGGCGCCAGCAGGGAAAAAAUAAUCAGGCAGCACUUCCUGCGCCAGCCGGCGCUGCUGGAGGUCACGCCGGCGCCGGCCUACGGCGCGUCGCAGCCCCCAUCCGGCCGCGUCACUGCUAAGCUGAGGGUUGCCGACACCAGCCUGCUGGAGGGCUGCCCGAGCCCCAGCGGCGUGCCACGCAGCGCCCUGGCCCGGCCGCCCGCGGCGGCGGCUGGCGGCCUGUUUGCGGUGCCCCCUGUCGGCGCCGACUGGGAUGUGUCGUACGCGCGCGCAGACAGCGGCGGCGCGCGCAAGUGGACGCUGGUUCCUGGGCCGCGGGAGACAGAGGCGAUGGUCCUCCAGCUGGCGCCAGCCGCUGUCUUCGCCCUCUAA
Messenger RNA from Monoraphidium neglectum, 999 nucleotides. RefSeq lists its product as hypothetical. The record is from RefSeq and is a predicted model, not a curated record. NCBI's taxonomy places the organism in Eukaryota, Viridiplantae, Chlorophyta, Chlorophyceae, Sphaeropleales, Selenastraceae. Bases 1 to 999 code for a protein of 332 amino acids. The transcript is spliced from 7 exons.